CGCCCUCCUCCUCCUCCUCGCCUUCCUCCGGCUCAGCCGCCGCGCAGCCGGGUUGCUCUUGCUUCCUCCCCGGGCGCCCGCGGCGAUGUUCAACCGCGCCGUGAGCCGGCUGAGCAGGAAGCGGCCACCGUCAGACAUCCACGACAGCGAUGGUAGCUCCAGCAGCAGCCACCAGAGCCUCAAGAGCACAGCCAAAUGGGCGGCAUCCCUGGAGAAUCUACUGGAAGACCCGGAAGGCGUGAAAAGAUUUAGGGAAUUUUUAAAAAAAGAAUUCAGUGAAGAAAAUGUUUUGUUUUGGCUAGCAUGUGAAGAUUUUAAGAAAAUGCAAGAUAAGACACAGAUGCAGGAAAAGGCAAAGGAGAUCUACAUGACCUUUCUGUCCAGCAAGGCCUCAUCACAGGUCAACGUGGAGGGGCAGUCUCGGCUCAACGAGAAGAUCCUGGAAGAACCGCACCCUCUGAUGUUCCAGAAACUCCAGGACCAGAUCUUUAAUCUCAUGAAGUACGACAGCUACAGCCGCUUCUUAAAGUCUGACUUGUUUUUAAAACACAAGCGAACCGAGGAAGAGGAAGAAGAUUCGCCUGAUGCUCAAACUGCAGCUAAAAGAGCUUCCAGAAUUUAUAACACAUGAGCCCCCAAAGAGCCAGGACUGGCAGCUUUAAGAAGCAAAGGAACUUCCUCUCAGGACCGUGCAGGGUUUAUCAUUGCUUUGUUAUUUGUAAGGACUGAAAUGUACAAAACCCUUCCAUGGGAUAUGUGUGUUUUAUUAACUGCUUCACCAGUAAAUUUUGCAUGAUGGCUAAGCUAACAUAAAAAAAUAAUAAUAAUAACUUGGAAGUUUUAGUUCACAAAACAGAGAUUCCUUCAACACUGGA
Messenger RNA from Macaca mulatta (Rhesus monkey), 875 nucleotides. It is a transcript of the gene RGS10, whose product is annotated as regulator of G protein signaling 10. Gene Ontology annotation, biological process: regulation of G protein-coupled receptor signaling pathway. Lineage: Eukaryota; Metazoa; Chordata; Mammalia; Primates; Cercopithecidae. Gene Ontology annotation, cellular component: cytoplasm; nucleus; plasma membrane. The record is from RefSeq and is a predicted model, not a curated record. Gene Ontology annotation, molecular function: G-protein alpha-subunit binding; GTPase activator activity.